AUGAUAUGUAUGUUUGGGGAGGGAUUAAAGUGUCGUAGAUGGAUUAGUUGGAGGAGGUAUGGGGUAUUUCAGAGAGUGAUAUAUCGAAGAGGUAAUGUGUUGGAUAUCAGGGGGAUUUUAAAUAGCGAAAGGCCAAAAAAGGAGAAAUUUCGGCGAAAGGCACACUCUCAUGUUUGAUAUGUCAAAAAGAGUGGGUAUCACGACUUUUGCGCCAACAGUCGG
Meloidogyne enterolobii is the source of this 222-nucleotide messenger RNA. The record is from the annotation of a GenBank genome assembly. Lineage: Eukaryota; Metazoa; Nematoda; Chromadorea; Rhabditida; Meloidogynidae.